AUGAGUAUUUUACUUAAAUGUCCAGUAAAAGCGCUACAAACGACAGUAUUUUCUCGUGCUUUAAGCAGUACGGCCGCGUUAAGUACGAAAGAGUGGAGAGCAGAGCGUGGGCUUCCUGCGAAUCGCAAUGCCGAGGGUAUUCUCACGGAUGGCCCUGACUUCACCUAUCAGGAUGGGCGACCAACUCCUCUUUUGCAUAAACAAAUGAAGAGGCUAAAGAGACAGAGAGAAUAUGCAACAAAAAUGGUUGAGUUGUGUUCAGAGUUGGACUUCGCGAAAGAGAGAUUCAAGAAAUUAGAAGAAGCCAAAGAGCAAGAGAGACAACAAAUCAUUAGCAACAGACUUAAGCCCAAAGGAGAUGCCUUAACUCAAAGGAAGAGAAAGUAG
Arctia plantaginis is the source of this 387-nucleotide messenger RNA. The record is from the annotation of a GenBank genome assembly. NCBI's taxonomy places the organism in Eukaryota, Metazoa, Arthropoda, Insecta, Lepidoptera, Erebidae.